CCAAAACCAAAACCCUCCCUGGGCGCGUUGGCAUAGCAGUGCGCCACAGCCCUCUCCUAGCUUCCGGAGUCCGGACUCAUUGUCCCUCGCUCUCCGCCUUGCCUGAGCCCUGCACCGUCGCCGCCGUAGUGCUUUUCAGUAUCCACCACACGUCCGCGGUCUGCUGCUCUCCUCUUUCCAGUCUCCGCGUCGCUCUGUUCUUCCUAUCUGCAGUUCGCCUUGUGUUCGGGUAAGCUUCGUGUAUGCCUCCGUUGUUGGCUUCUGGCAGAUUUGAGUUAGUGUUCGGCCUCGGAGAAGACCUGACCUCACAAGCCAGAGCUUUGCUCCUUAUAUCUCUCGAAUGAGAACAGCGGCAUGACCGGCCAACUCUUACAAUAUCAUUCAUUUGCACUUUCCUCCGCUGAAAAGCGACCCGCCUCCGUCGUAAGCGUUGUCCAUGCAUCGAGCUACCCCUUUUUCAGUCAAGAGUCAUUCUGUUUUCUUCAGCACACGCCCCUGUAUCCUUAUUUGCAACGCCAUCAUUGUCGCCGUGUAUUGUGCAAGUUGAAAAUCAAAAUUGGUGGCUUUUUUAAUGAAGUAUGAAGAUUUCCUAUAAUUGCAGCAACUGGGUCUUGACAACAAUAUGCUAAAUGUCAUAGCCCAAAGCCUAGUACUAUCCUUACCAUCUUACAAGGAUGCAAUAACAUCAAAAGGCUUAAAAAGAUCCAUGCCUAUGUCAUUAUUAGUGGACUCCAACACCAUGUUACUAUUUCCAACAGACUCCUGAACUUUUGUGCUGUCUCAGUUGCAGGUUCCAUGUCUUAUGCUCUACAUCUAUUCCAUCAUAUGGACAACCCUUCAACUGAAUCAUGGAACUCCAUUAUCAGAGGCUUUGCACAGGGCUCAUCACCUCACCAAGCACUUCUUUACUACAAUGCCAUGGUUUCUGCUUCAGUUUCUCGACCUAACAGCUAUAUUUUCUCAUUUGUUCUCAAGGCUUGCGAGAAGAUUAAGGAUGAAAAGAAAUGUAGAGAGGUUCAUGGAUCUAUAAUCCAACAAGGGUACGAGAGAGAUGUUAUUGUUUGUACUAAUCUGAUGAGAUCAUAUGCAGGGAAUGAAUUGAUUGAGAGUGCACGAAGAGUUUUUGAUGAUAUGUCUAACAGAGAUUUGAUUUCUUGGAAUUGUAUGAUAUCAUGCUAUUCUCAAGCAGGUUUUCAUCAAGAUGCUUUGACAUUGUACAAUCAAAUGCGAGAUAAGAAUGUUGGCUUGGAUGGUUUUACACUUGUUGGCUUGGCUGCAUCAUGUGCUCAUAUUGGAGCUAUGAAUAUUGGGAUUCAAAUGCACAAAUUUGCUCGUAGAAAGGGUUUUAUGAAUGACAUUUAUGUUGCCAAUGCUCUUAUUGAUAUGUAUGCAAAAUGUGGAUGCUUAGAUAGUGCACUUUCUAUCUUCAACAAGAUGAAGAAGAAGGAUGUGUUUACUUGGAACUCAAUGAUUGUUGGCUAUGGAGUUCAUGGUCACGGAGAGAAAGCAAUAUCACUUUUUAAGCAGAUGUUAGUGGGAGGAGUCCAGCCAAACUCGAUCACAUUUCUUGGUUUAUUAUGUGGAUGUAGUCACCAGGGUUUAGUUAAGGAGGGCAUUCAAUAUUUCCAUUUGAUGAGCUCUGACUUCAAGCUGAAACCAGAAGUCAAGCAUUACGGUUGCAUGGUGGAUCUUUUUGGACGAGCAGGAAAACUUGAUGAGGCACUUGGGCUUAUAAAAACUUCUUUCUUUGAUGCUCCGGUGCUUUGGCGGACAUUACUCAGCUCUUGCAAGAUUCAUAGAAAUGUGACUAUUGGAGAAAUUGCCAUGAGCAAUCUGGUCCGAGUUGGAGUGCCAAAUGCUGGCGAUUUUCUGCUAAUGGCCACAUUAUACGCUGGAGCUAAGGAUACAGAAGGGAUUUCUCGAGUGAGAAAAAUGAUGCAAAACCAAGGAAUAAAGACCACUGUGGCCUGGAGCUGGAUUGAGGUGGAAGAUGAAAUUUACAAGUUUGUUGUGAAUGAUAAUUCACACCCAGAUUCUUGCAAAAUUUAUGCGAAACUGGAGGAAAUGAUCCAUCAGGCUGCUUUACUUGGCUAUGUACAAGAGGAAGAGGUUAUUGACACAUAUCCUUUAUUUAGUACCGAAGUGAGUUUGGGAAGUUCAGUUUCUAAACAUAGUGAGAAGUUGGCAAUUGCCUUUGGGUUGGUAAAAACACCACCAAAAUCUUGUUUACGAAUAAUGAAGAAUUUGAGGGUUUGUAAUGAUUGUCAUACGUUUAUUAAAUUUAUUUCUAAAGCAUUUGAUAGGGAAAUUAUUGUUAGGGAUAGAGCCAGGUUUCAUCACUUCAAUGAUGGUUCAUGUUCCUGUGGAGAUUAUUGGUGAAAAUUCAUACUUAUCUUAAUUAAUUUUUCCCACUUUUUCGA
This is a messenger RNA of Prosopis cineraria, 2420 nucleotides long. Its product is annotated as pentatricopeptide repeat-containing protein At3g56550. Bases 796 to 2379 code for a protein of 527 amino acids. Lineage: Eukaryota; Viridiplantae; Streptophyta; Magnoliopsida; Fabales; Fabaceae. The record is from RefSeq and is a predicted model, not a curated record. Gene Ontology annotation, molecular function: zinc ion binding; protein binding; RNA binding. The transcript has 3 exons. Gene Ontology annotation, biological process: RNA modification.